Messenger RNA from Saccharomyces mikatae IFO 1815, 519 nucleotides. RefSeq lists its product as uncharacterized. The transcript has a single exon. The coding region runs from base 1 to 519 and encodes 172 amino acids. Lineage: Eukaryota; Fungi; Ascomycota; Saccharomycetes; Saccharomycetales; Saccharomycetaceae. The record is from RefSeq and is a predicted model, not a curated record.
AUGGAUUUGAAAAGGAACUGGUUACGAUGGAAAAUUACAAUAGGUAGUGGGCCAGACAGUGUAGUGCUUGAUUUCCCAUCAUUUUUAGUUGGAUGUGCAUUCGCAACAAUGAUGGGACCAAUUCUGCAAAAGCUCAUAGGUAGACUUUUAAUAGGUUUAAUAAAUGUAUGCAAAUUCUUAGUUAUUAGUGGAAGCAUUGUUUUUAUUGUGGGGCUUGCAUCGAAGAAAUACACAUACCAAGAUUUUAAAGUAAGUAUAAAAAGAUCAGAAAAAUCAGACGGAAUGGAGACUGAACCAAAAAGAGUUGCGAAAAGAUCAACCGUUCCAAUGGAGAAAGAGGAUGAAGUAGGAUCUUAUAAUUACUUCGAAAUACCUAUAACGAAAGAAGCACCUACUAUUCCUUAUGUUAGUUAUGAUGGUACCGACAUCCUUAGAAAGCCAUCUAAAGACGCUUCCAGCGUAGCCCUAUCUAAUUCCAAUAGAUACGAAAAUUUUAUAAAUAUGGCACAACAUAAGUAG